AUGGCAUCAGUGCUGCGAGGGACACCUUCCCAUCUGAGAGAACUGGACAUGGGUGACAAUGACCUGCAGGAUGAGGGAAUUAAUUUGCUCUGUGUGGGACUAAGAGAUCCACAAUGCAAGCUGGAGACACUGAGACUUAAAGGCUGUAAACUCACACAUGAGUCCUGUAAGGUUGUGUCCUCAUUUCUGAAGUCAACAAACUACCUGCUAGAACUGGACCUGGGCAACAAUGUCCUGAGAGAUUCUGGAGUUCAGCUGCUUUCUAAGGGACUGUCUAGUCCUCACUGUAAACUGCAGACAUUAAGACUUGCUGACUGUAAGCUAACAGAGGUAUCCUAUCAGGCUGUAGCCUCUGCUCUGCAGUCAUUGGUCUCCCUGACAGAACUGGACCUCACAAACAAUGAUCUGAAGGAGUCUGGAGUUAAGCUUCUCUCUGCAGGACUAAGUAGCUCUCACUGCAAACUAAAAACAUUAAGGCUAAAUCAGUGUCGACUCUCUAAAGAAAGCUGUAAAAUGAUGGCAUCAGUGCUGCGAGGGACACCUUCCCAUCUGAGAGAACUGGACAUGAGUGACAAUGACCUGCAGGAUGAGGGAAUUAAUUUGCUCUGUGUGGGACUAAGAGAUCCACAAUGCAAGCUGGAGACACUGAGGCUGAGUGUCAUCAUGAGCAUCAUGCUCUCUGAUAACCAUAUCUCAGAUGACGGUUAUGUUUGUCUGGCACUCACUCUGAUGGCAAACCCUUCCUGUGUGAAAGAGCUGGAUAUGAGCAACAAUAAUCCUGGAAAAUCAGCAAAGAACCUGUUAUUUGCUACACUGAAGGAUCCUCACUUUAAAAUUGAAAAACUUCGGCUAAAUCAGUGUCGACUCUCUAAAGAAAGCUGUAAAAUGAUGGCAUCAGUGCUGCGAGGGACACCUUCCCAUCUGAGAGAACUGGACAUGGGUGACAAUGACCUGCAGGAUGAGGGAGUUAAUUUGCUCUGUGUGGGACUAAGAGAUCCACAAUGCAAGCUGGAGACACUGAGGCUAAAUCAGUGUCGACUCUCUAAAGAAAGCUGUAAAAUGAUGGCAUCAGUGCUGCGAGGGACACCUUCCCAUCUGAGAGAACUGGACAUGGGUGACAAUGACCUGCAGGAUGAGGGAGUUAAUUUGCUCUUUGUGGGACUAAGAGAUCCACAAUGCAAGCUGGAGACACUGAGACUUAAAGGCUGUAAACUCACACAUCAGUCCUGUAAGGUUGGGUCCUCAUUUCUGAAGUCAACAAACUACCUGCUAGAGCUGGAUCUGAGCCACAAUGUCCUGAGAGUCAUUGAUCACUCAACAAACUACCUGCUAGAGCUGGACCUGAGCCACAAUGUCCUGAGAGUCAUUGAUCACGCUGAGUGA
This is a messenger RNA of Clupea harengus (Atlantic herring), 1383 nucleotides long. Its product is annotated as ribonuclease inhibitor-like. The transcript has 11 exons. The coding region runs from base 1 to 1383 and encodes 460 amino acids. The record is from RefSeq and is a predicted model, not a curated record. Gene Ontology annotation, molecular function: protein binding. NCBI's taxonomy places the organism in Eukaryota, Metazoa, Chordata, Actinopteri, Clupeiformes, Clupeidae.